This is a messenger RNA of Ornithodoros turicata, 669 nucleotides long. RefSeq lists its product as uncharacterized. NCBI's taxonomy places the organism in Eukaryota, Metazoa, Arthropoda, Arachnida, Ixodida, Argasidae. Bases 1 to 669 code for a protein of 222 amino acids. The transcript has a single exon. The record is from RefSeq and is a predicted model, not a curated record.
AUGCCAGAACUUCUGCCAGUGCAGCACCGCCUGCAGUGCUUCAAUCAAAAACCGUUCAACGUCCUUGGAAGAGCACAACUGAAUGUCUGCUGGAAGGAACACAGUUUUAAGUUGGAAGCAAUUUUCACUGAAGCUAAUGCGAUCAACAUCUUGGGCAGAACUUGGAUAUCCGCUCUUCGGCUCGACUUGAACAAGCUGUUCGUUUGCGUCACGGAAAGUUCCCCGGUCUUGGGAAGUAGCCUCCAAGAACUGGUGACGAAGUACCCAGCUGUAUUCCGAGACGGUCUGGGAAGAUAUACAAAAACGAAAGUUCACCUUGAGCUCAAACCUGACAGCCAGCCCAAGUUCUUCAAAGCACGGCCAAUACCAUUCUCUAUCCGUACGGCUGUAGAACGCGAUCUAGAGCGACAGGUGGCUAAUGGAGUGCUAUCCCCGAUUGAAACGUCCUCUUGGACUACGCCCAUCGUAGUUGUCCCCAAGCCAAACGGCGCAGUUCGCGUAUGCGGUGACUUCAGCGUGACGGUAAAUCCGCAGCUAGACAUUGCACAGUACCCUCUUCCGCGUCCAGAAGAGUUGUUUGCUAAGCUGAAUGGAGGGGUCAUCUUCUCGAAGCUCGACCUAUCAGAAGAUACCUUCAGAUGGAGCAAGACGACGAUGCAAAGGUAUUAG